This is a messenger RNA of Drosophila grimshawi, 1523 nucleotides long. RefSeq names its product pneumococcal serine-rich repeat protein. Bases 238 to 1401 code for a protein of 387 amino acids. Lineage: Eukaryota; Metazoa; Arthropoda; Insecta; Diptera; Drosophilidae. The transcript is spliced from 3 exons. The record is from RefSeq and is a predicted model, not a curated record.
CUAAACACUUUAAAAAGAAAAUAUAAAUAAAUAAUGGAUACCAUGCAUUGACAUUUGUGGUGCCACUUGACAAGUAAUGGAAGGCAUUUGUAUUAAUGUACAAAAAAACUCGUAAUGUUUAAUGCAAAACGUUCGCAUGGCAAGCAAGUAUUCGAAGCAGAUUGAAAUAGAGAACUGAACCAAGUUGUUGGAGCCAAAUAUCGUAAUUGUUCGUGGCCAGUAACUAAUAAAAUCAAAAUGAAUGGUAAUCGUAAAUUUAAAUCGCUGCGCUUAGUGCGCUUCGGCGAUGUGCUUUACGAUCAGCAGCGGCGAUUAAUAAUGCUUUGCCGUUCCUGCCAACGGCAUUAUCUAUCACUGGACGCAUUCCAAGCGCACCUCAUCAAAUGCGGUGCCAUAAAGCACAUUGUGACGUCGAUUGACGAACUGCAGUACGACGAGGAGAGGCGAGAGUCGAGACUAAUAAAUGGCAAGCAAGAGAUGUUCAUUUACGAACCAGAUGCUGUGCGCAAUGGCGUCGACUGUAACAUCGAUUGGGAAGCUGAGCUGGAGGAUCCCCGCUGGUAUACAGAUGACAAUCGAAUGCUGCCGACGAAAGCAAAACAAUCGCCCACCAAUGCCAAAGAGAACGUCGAUGAGAUUCGCACACGCAAUCAGACAGCCAAGGCAAUCGAAAGGGAAACGCAAAAUGUAAAGCAGGCGCCCAAAAAGCCACAACAGCAGCAGCAAGAGCAACAAUUGUCGCAACCGUCGCCCGCCAAACGAAUGCGGCAUUCAACGCCAAAGCGCACCAUUCUCACAAACCAAAAACAACAGCAUAAAACACGCGCCAGCCUCGAUAUACCCAAGGCGAAAAAUGAUGUUUAUGUGGUGCAGAAUAUUAUUGAAGAUCUCAGGGGACUGGAUGCAUUGGCAACAGCGCGUGCUGUGAGCACAUCAACAACAACAGCAUCAUGUAAAGCAUCCACAACAGCAUCCUGUAAAGCAUCCACAACAGCAUCAUGUAAAGCAUCCACAACAGCAGCAUGUAAAGCAACAACAACAACAUGUGAAGCAAGAACAGCAGCAGCAUGUAAAGCAAUAACAACAACAUACGAAGCAAGAACAGCAGCAGCAUGUAAAGCAACAACAGCAACAUGUGAAGCAGCAGCAACAACAGCAGCAGCAACAAAUAAACCCACAGUUGUCAACAGUACUGCGAAUGGCGACACACAACAAAUACUUAACAAGCUGCGCGCUUGUGGCGUCGAAGUCAAGCGCCGCAAUACGCGAGAGACGCUCGAUGCGUCUGGCGCUGAUGCGGCGACGUUGGCCAAAAAGCAGCAAGCACUCGAUAUAAUGCGUAAGCUGCAAUCGAAUGGUAUCCAGUGCACCAAAUUGAAUAAUGCCCGAAAAGGCAUCUAGCAAAUUACGUGUAAUUUUUUUUAAAAUGCAUCUGAAACGUGCCCACGCAUCCCUAGUUGUAGUACAGUUACUUUAAGCACUUGUGAAUACACAUUGAUCGAAAUUGGUCUAUACAAAAAUCA